UACAAUAUAGUCGAAGAGCGGCCAUAAGUCCAACCCUGAGUGUGAUUGGUUCUGUUCCCCUCCACUGAAAGUUUAAAUCAGAGACGCUGCGGCCUUUCAAACAACAUGUCUGCAAUAAUUCGGAAGAUUAUCAACACUGCUGCUGCUCCAGCUGCAAUCGGACCUUACAGCCAGGCCGUGGUGGUGGAUCGCACUAUGUACAUCUCUGGGCAGCUGGGAAUGGACGCAGCAACGGGUCAGCUAGUCGCAGGGGGUGUCCAGGCCCAGGCCAAACAGGCCCUUAUUAACAUGGGGGAGAUUCUGAAAGCAGCUGGAUGUGGAUAUGAAAAUGUUGUUAAGACAACUGUACUGUUGGCAGACAUGAAUGACUUCAACAAUGUCAAUGAUGUUUAUAAGCAAUUCUUCAGCAGAAACUUCCCAGCUAGAGCUGCUUAUCAAGUUGCUGCCCUGCCCCGAGGUGGCCUUGUUGAGAUUGAGGCAGUCGCUGUGUUGGGAUCCAUAACAGACUCCUCCUGACUGACCGCCACAAACAUGCACAAGUUGUAAAGCCAGGAUACGACUGAAACCAGAUCACAGCCAGCCUUCAUCCUAACAGGCCUUUCUGGUUUCUACACAGCAAUAUUCCACUGACUGUUUUAAUUGUGCGCUUGAAGUGCUGUUGAUUCUCCCCCUUUCUGUACUUUCCAUGAUUUAACUGUGCAUCAACUUUAUCUAUUCCAUAAUACAGGUCUAGUUCUAAUUAGAUUUUUUUUUUUUACAAUACAGAAUUACUGCCUUGCUAAAUUUCUUUUAAAUCAACACUUGACUGAUCUGUAUUUGUUUCUCACACUACAGUACUAAUAAUACAAAUGAAUACAACCCCA
Messenger RNA from Neoarius graeffei (lesser salmon catfish), 863 nucleotides. RefSeq names its product reactive intermediate imine deaminase A homolog (gene rida). Gene Ontology annotation, molecular function: deaminase activity. Lineage: Eukaryota; Metazoa; Chordata; Actinopteri; Siluriformes; Ariidae. Gene Ontology annotation, cellular component: cytosol. Bases 106 to 516 code for a protein of 136 amino acids. The transcript has 6 exons. The record is from RefSeq and is a predicted model, not a curated record.